Clarias gariepinus (North African catfish) is the source of this 8098-nucleotide messenger RNA. RefSeq names its product myosin VAa (gene myo5aa). Gene Ontology annotation, biological process: vesicle transport along actin filament; actin filament organization. Gene Ontology annotation, cellular component: cytoplasm; myosin complex; actin cytoskeleton. The coding region runs from base 214 to 5838 and encodes 1874 amino acids. Gene Ontology annotation, molecular function: actin filament binding; ATP binding; microfilament motor activity. The transcript is spliced from 42 exons. Lineage: Eukaryota; Metazoa; Chordata; Actinopteri; Siluriformes; Clariidae. The record is from RefSeq and is a predicted model, not a curated record.
GAGAGAGGAGCACGGAGGAACCGGUUCAAAACAAAUUCGUGCAUUAAAGUCAAACUCACAGCCUUGUGUCUGUCCUGAGGACAAGAGGAGCGAGGACGGAGGGACAGGGGGACAGAAGAGGAAAACAGAGGGAAAGAAGGAAUACAAGGAGCUGAUGUUCACCUAACUGUGAUUUACAGAGAGAGAGAGAGAGAGAGAGAGAGAGAGAGAGUCAUGGCUGCGUCCGAGCUCUACACAAAGUAUGCUCGGGUGUGGAUUCCCGACCCUGAGGAAGUGUGGAGGUCAGCAGAGCUCACUAAAGACUACAAACAGGGGGACACGGCGCUGCACCUGCAGCUGGAAGAUGGCACGUAUCUGGAGCACAAGUUGGACCCGAAGACUAAAGUCCUCCCUCACCUGCGGAACCCCGACAUCCUGGUGGGAGAAAAUGACCUGACGGCUCUGAGUUACCUUCAUGAACCGGCCGUGUUGCACAACCUGAAAGUGCGCUUCAUCGACUCCAAACUCAUCUACACCUACUGCGGUAUUGUGUUGGUGGCCAUUAACCCGUAUGAAACGUUGCCCAUCUAUGGCUCGGACAUCAUCAACGCUUACAGUGGGCAGAACAUGGGAGACAUGGACCCGCACAUAUUCGCUGUGGCCGAGGAGGCGUACAAACAGAUGGCCAGAGAUGAGAGGAACCAGUCCAUUAUCGUGAGCGGAGAGUCCGGCGCAGGGAAAACGGUUUCAGCCAAAUACGCGAUGCGAUACUUUGCGACAGUGAGCGGCUCAGCCAGCGAAGCCAACGUCGAGGAGAAAGUGCUCGCCUCCAACCCUAUCAUGGAGUCCAUAGGAAACGCCAAAACCACCAGGAACGACAACAGCAGCCGAUUUGGGAAGUACAUCGAGAUCGGCUUUGAUAAGCGCUACCACAUCAUCGGCGCGAACAUGAGGACGUACCUGCUGGAGAAAUCACGAGUCGUGUUUCAGGCGGACGAUGAGAGAAACUACCACAUCUUCUACCAGCUCUGUGCCUCAUCACACCUGCCCGAGUUCAAGAUCCUAAAGCUUAGCAGAGCCAGUGAAUUCCACUACACCAUGCAGGGCCGUAACCCAGUUAUUGACGGAGUGGACGAUGCGAAGGAGAUGUCGACUACCAGGAACGCCUUCUCACUGCUGGGUAUUAACGAGUCGUAUCAGAUGGGGCUGUUCCAGGUCCUGGCGGCCAUCUUGCACCUGGGCAAUGUGGAGGUGAAGGACAGAGACACAGACAGCAGCAACAUAGCGCCCAAUAACGCUCACCUGAGUGUGUUCUGUGAGCUGCUGGGCGUGGCCUAUCAGGACAUGGCUCACUGGCUGUGCCAUAAGAAGCUGAAGACGGCGACUGAGACGUACAUCAAGCCAGUUCCCCGAGUUCAGGCCACGAACUCCAGAGACGCUCUGGCCAAACACAUCUACGCCAAGCUCUUCAACUGGAUCGUCGAGCACGUCAACAAGGCGCUGCACUCGUCCGUCAAACAGCACUCCUUCAUCGGCGUGCUCGACAUCUACGGGUUUGAAACCUUCGAGAUUAACAGUUUUGAGCAGUUCUGUAUCAACUACGCUAAUGAGAAACUCCAGCAGCAGUUCAACAUGCACGUGUUUAAGCUGGAGCAGGAGGAGUACAUGAAGGAGCAGAUCCCCUGGACGCUGAUCGAUUUCUACGAUAAUCAGCCGUGCAUCAACCUGAUCGAGGCCAAGAUGGGCGUGCUCGACCUGUUAGACGAGGAGUGCAGGAUGCCGAGGGGUUCGGAUGACUCCUGGGCUCAGAAGCUCUAUAACACUCAUCUGAAGACGUGUGCACUUUUUGAGAAGCCGCGCAUGUCCAAUAAAGCCUUCAUUAUUCAGCACUUUGCAGACAAGGUGGAGUAUCAGUGUGAGGGAUUUUUGGAGAAAAACAAGGACACAGUGAAUGAAGAGCAGAUUAAUGUCCUAAAGUCCAGUAAGUUUGACCUGCUGGUGGAGCUCUUCCAGGAUGAGGACAAAGUGACGAGCCCUACAGGUAGUGUGCCUGCCCCUGGGGGGCGCACUCGCCUCAGCAUCAAACCAGACAAGGGCAAACCGGACCAGGCCAGCAAGGAACACAAGAAGACCGUGGGCCUGCAGUUCCGUAACUCUCUGCAGCUACUGAUGGAGACGUUAAACGCCACAACGCCGCACUACGUCCGCUGCAUCAAACCCAACGACCACAAAUACGCCUUCACGUUUGACCCGAAGCGCGCGGUACAGCAGCUGAGGGCGUGUGGAGUCCUCGAGACCAUCCGCAUCUCCGCUGCAGGAUUCCCAUCCAGAUGGACUUAUCAGGAGUUCUUCAGCCGCUAUCGUGUGUUGAUGAAGCAGAAAGACGUCCUGGCUGAUAAGAAAAUGACCUGCAGGAAUGUUCUGGAGAAACUGGUGCAGGAUCAGGAUAAGUACCAGUUCGGGAAGACGAAGAUCUUUUUCCGAGCAGGUCAGGUGGCGUAUCUGGAGAAACUCCGUGCCGAUAAACUGCGAGCCGCCUGCAUCCGCAUCCAGAAAACGAUCCGCUGCUGGCUGGAGCGCAAGAAGUACCUGCGCAUAAAACAAGCCGCCGUCGUGAUCCAGAGAUACGUCCGAGGACACCAGGCCCGAUGCCUGGCAAAGUUCCUGCGUCGCACCAGAGCCGCAAUUAUUAUCCAGAAAUACCAGCGCAUGUACGUCCAGAGAACCAGCUACAGGCGCAAACGCCACGCCGCCCUCGCCAUGCAGUGUAUCCUCAGGGCGUACAUGGCCCGACAGCAGUACAAAGCGCUGCUGCGUGAGAGCAAAGCCAUUAUCAUCCAGAAGAUGGCGCGCGGCUGGUUGGCGCGUCAGUGGUACAAGCGCUCCCUGGCCGCUGUGGUGUACCUGCAGUGCUGCGUGCGGCGCAUGAUGGCCAGACGCGAGCUCAAGAAGCUGAAGAUCGAAGCGAGGUCCGUCGAGCACUACAAAAAACUCAACAUCGGCAUGGAGAACAAGAUCAUGCAGCUGCAGCGUAAAGUCGACGAGCAGCAUAAGGAGAACCGUGUUAUGGGUGAACGUCUGAACAGUUUGGAGAGCGCCCACGCCACCGAGAGCGAGCGUCUGCGCAAGGAGCUGACUCGUUUACGCGGCGUGGAGGAGGAUGCGAGGAACAGCGCUAACCGCGUGACCACGCUUCAGGAGGAGCUGGAGAAACUGCGCAAGGAGCUGGAGACCACGCAGAAGGAGAAGAAGGCCAUUGAGGACUGGGCACAGACCUACCAGGAUGAGAUGGAGAAGAUGAUCUCAGAGUUAAAGGAACAGAACGAUCUGUUGAAGAACGAGAAGAACGACCUCAACCGUCUGAUCCAAGAGCAGAGCCAGCAAUGGACAGAGAAAAUGCAGAGGGCUCUAAAGGAGGAGACGACUCAGCUGGAGAGCGACUUAAAUGAGGAGAGAUCACGAUACCAGAACCUCCUCUCAGAGCACCUGAGACUGGAGGAGAAAUACGACGACCUCAAAGAGGAGAUCUCACUCAACACGAACAUUCCCAAACCGGGCCACAGGAGAACCGACUCGACUCACAGCAGCAACGAGUCGGAGUUCGCCGAGGACGGAGCGCGGGAGAGCGAGGACGUGACCAAAGGCACAACGUUGGACAUGGCUCUGUUCCUGAAGCUGCAGAAGCGAGUGUCGGAGCUCGAGCAGGAGAAACAGGGCCUGCAGAACGAACUGGACCGAAAAGAGGAGCAGUUUCAGCGGGCUAGAGCCAGAGAUGACGAAGAACAUAAGAAGGCUCGCGGCGCCGAACUGGAGUAUGAAUCUCUUAAGCGCCAGGAGCUGGAGUCCGAGAACAAGAAGCUGAGACACAACCUGAACGAGAUGCGUCAGACUCUGGCGGGGAAAGACGGCUCCAUGUCGGCCUACAAGGUCCUGAUGGAACAGUUACACUCGUCUAACGAGGAGCUGGAGGUCCGCAAGGAGGAGGUGCUGAUCCUGCGCUCACAGCUCGUCAGCCAGAAAGAAGCCAUGCAGCACAAGGAGACCAUGACAGAGCCAAUGCACUAUGUGGAGGACGUUCACAAGCUCACUGACGCUAAAGAGAUCUCUCAGGCUUACAUGGGUCUUAAGGAUACCAACAGAUCCCCCAGGUUUCCGCGCAAGCCGUUCGCAGUGAGCGAGCUGGUCAAUAGGCUGAGAUCCCCCCACCCUGACAUGCGUAAGCUGAAUGAGGAUGGAGAGCUGUGGAUGGUGUAUGAGGGCUUAAAGGAGACCAACAGGCUGCUGGAGACUCAGCUGCAGGCUCAGCGGCGCACCCAUGAGGCCGAGCUGGAGGCGCUGCGUGGAGAACUGCACUGUGUGAAGGAGGAGAACCAGCGACAGCAGCAGCUCCUCACCCAGAACCUGCAGCUUCCUCCUGAGGCUCGCAUCGAGGCCAGUCUGCAGCACGAGAUCACACGGCUCACCAACGAGAACCUGGACUGUGAAAUUAACCCAAGGGUCUACAGAAUCAACGUACUGCGCAGGAUCAUUGACCUCAUGGAACAGCUGGAGAAACAGGAUAAGACGGUUCGCAAGCUGAAGAAGCAGCUCAAAGUGUUCGCCAAGAAGAUCAUGGACCUGGAAGGUGGUCAGAUGGAGAACGUGUCUCCGGGUCAGUUGGCUGACGAGCCGAUCCGUCCGGUUAACAUUCCACGCAGAGAAAAAGAUUUCCAGGGAAUGUUGGAGUACAAGAAGGAGGAUGAGCUCAAGCUGGUCAAGAACCUCAUCCUGGAACUGAAGCCGCGUGGUGUAGCAGUGAGCAUGAUUCCCGGAUUGCCGGCCUACAUCCUCUUCAUGUGUUUACGACACGCUGACUACCUCAACGACGACCAGAAAGUCCGAGCGCUGCUCACCUCCGUCAUCAACAGCAUCAAGAAGAUCCUCAAAAAACGAGGUGAUGACUUUGAGACCGUAUCGUUCUGGUUGGCGAACACGUGCCGCUUCCUGCACUGUCUGAAACAGUACAGUGGAGACGAGCAAUUUAUGAAGUUUAACUCUUCGAAGCAGAACGAACACUGUCUCUCUAACUUUGAUCUCACUGAGUAUCGUCAGGUUCUUAGUGAUCUGGCCAUUCAGAUUUACCAACAACUCAUCAAGUGUAUGGAGAAUAUCCUACAGCCCAUGAUCGUCUCUGGGAUGCUCGAGCACGAGACCAUCCAGGGCGUGUCGGGCGUAAAGCCCACCGGUCUGCGCAAGAGGACGUCCAGUGUAGCCGACGAGGGGACGUUUACCCUCGACUCCAUCAUCCGCCAGCUCAACUCCUUCCACAGCAUCAUGUGUAACCAUGGCAACGACCCCGAGCUCAUUAAGCAGGUCGUUAAGCAGCAGUUCUACAUCAUCGGCGCAGUCACGCUCAACAACCUGCUGCUGCGCAAAGACAUGUGCUCCUGGAGCAAGGGCAUGCAGAUCAGGUACAACGUGAGCCAGCUGGAGGAGUGGUUGAGGGAGAAGAACCUGAUGGUGUGUGGAGCGAAGGAGACGCUGGAGCCGCUGAUUCAGGCAGCGCAGUUACUGCAGGUCAAGAAGAAGACAGACGAGGACGCUGAGGCCAUCUGCUCCAUGUGUAACUCAAUGAGCACCGCUCAGAUCGUGAAGGUGUUGAACCUGUACACACCCGUCAACGCGUUUGAAGAAAGAGUGUCUGUAACAUUCAUACGAACCAUACAGAAUCGCCUGAGGGACCGUAAGGAAUCGCCGCAGCUCCUACUCGACACGAAGGUGAUCUAUCCCGUGACGUUCCCGUUCAACCCGUCCUCUCUCGCCCUGGACACCAUUCAGAUCCCCAACAGCCUCAACCUGGCAUUCCUCACUCGCGUCUAAGUGUCCCCCUGAUCCUCCAGAUAAAGAGGAAACGAUGUACGGACUGAAAAGCGUCUCGUAUACAGCGGUACAGACGUACCGAUGUAAUGUUCCAUACACGCUCUGUACCCUCAGUCCUUUCUCAUCUCACUGGGAAGUUACACCUUACAAAUGGGAAUGUACCAUAUCAUAAAGUGUGUGUGUGGGGGGGAGGGGCUUGUAUUGGUUCAAUCCUGGGUUAUUCUCUGUAUAGUCGAAUCACAUCAAUAUCUAAGAUUAAGUACGACACUGGGAUGUUUUAUUUAUUGCUCUAAGCCUUUCAUUCAUCUCAACUCGUAUAAUUUCAGCUUUUUCCGCUUCAGAUCUCAGAAACAAUCUGACCUGGAAGUAAAAAAAACAAACAUAUGUGUAGUUCUCUAUUAAUGUCCACAUCAGAUAAAAUAACGUAGAGUCAUUUUUAAAAAACGCGCUUCACUCACGUCUGUGUGAUGAUGUAAGGUGUUUAUUUGUUAUUAAGCCAUGUGCCAGUAGUUUUAGCUAAAUAGAUAGAUAGGUAGCUGUGUCUUGUAUGAUGAUGAUGAUGAUGAAGAAGAACAUCCUCAGCACUUCCCAACAUUCUUCAUUACAGUAAAUUUAAACUCCUGCUUCAAAAAGCCUAGAAUUAGCGGAUUCUUCUCUCAUAUUGUCUUGCGUGCUGAUUUGUUUCUGAAAUUCAGGGGCGUACAUUAGGAGAGGUGUGACCAGCCAAUCACACACUUGCUUAUAAGAAAUCCCAGCUUCAUCUCUGUGGUUUUAACUUUGCCGAAUUGGCGUGCAUUCCAAAUGUUUCGUUGCAGAAUCCGAUAAUUGACUUAACGUUUUUCAGUUAGCAGUUAGUAACGUCUUUCCGCUCUAAUAGCAACAGCUGUGUUGUGUAAUUAAAACCAGCAUUUCAUGCUCAGCGUCAAGAUGUCACGCGGUCGAGGAAGCUCCGCCCAUGUCACUCACACGUCAACGAUAAACGGAUGAAGCAAAUCUCCCUCUUUUCAUUUUUACAAUUUUUUUUGGCAUGUAAGGUUUCCGUAUUUUUCUUUUACAUGUGAAUGAAAGCAGUAUUACAUCAGCAGUUUAAAACAUCUCGCUACGACAGCAUGUUCCGUUAAUGAUAAUGUAAUAUAUGCAGGGCUUUUUGUUUGUUUGUUUGUUGGUGUUUGUUUGUCCCAGAGACACACACAAGCGAAAAUCAUAGUUCCAUAUAACACACACACACACACACACACACACACACACACACACACAUUGCUGUUAAAUGCCUUACUCUGUUCAGCAUUAGUGGAUUUCAUCUCAUGCUCCUUUAUCAUGGAGCGUCAUUUGACGCUUCAAUGUUCGUCUUACACGAGUGUGAGUUCGCUCGGGUUUUUCGGGACCAUCUGUUUGUUUGUUUGUUUGUUGUUGUUUUUUUAUUCGUUUCAUGCAUUUGCUCAAACUCAGAAGAGGUGAAAGCGUAUCAGAACAAAAUGUAUACCUAUAUCUAUAAAACGACUGGAUGCUGAAGUGUUAAUAUUAUGUCCUAUUUAUUGUUCAGUACAUUUCAACUGGCCUUAGUGUGGAGUAGAAACAUUCAGGCGACAUCAUUUCCUGUUUACUAUCAUCAUCACUGAGAAGCUAAUUUCCUGUGUGAAGCUGGAAAGUGAUGAGUGGUUGUAAGUUAAUAAUGCACUUUCGUUCUUUACGUAGGGGGGAAAGACGUCCUUUAGGGAUGCACCAGUCCGAUAACGAGUCUCCAUAUAUACAUAUAUAUAUCAAUAAUUCUAUCGGUUAAUGCCGUGAACACUCAAUGGCGAAUAGUGUUGGGAUCGUCUUAUACGUCAUUGUAAGCUGAAAGAAAACAAAAACAAUCAGGACAGACAGCUUUUUAAAGUAAAGUACCUUCACCAGCUGCUCAGGUUAAGAUUUUAAGGAAAAAAAAAGAUGUGACUAUCAGAUGAUAAUCAGCUCCAGUAUAUCACAGGCCUGUCACUUUAUGGUGUUAUCGGGUUGUGCAUCCCUGAUUUAAGUAUUUGUCCAUAUUUUUGAUUGACCCGUGUUUUGUUUGUAAUUAUUAUCAUUGCUUUUUUUUUUGUUUGUUUUUUUUUUUUAAAAAGCCUCACCUUGGAAUGACCCCCGUUACCUGUCGACAUCAUUUCCUGUUUGCUGAUUCCUGAUGUUGUAAACAGUGCUGCGUGGUUGUAGUUCGAUAUGCACUUUUUAGCUACUGGCUGGGGAGAAAAAUAUUAAUAAAAAAACAAUAUUGUUCACUUUA